Molecule: messenger RNA, 876 nt
Organism: Linum trigynum
Lineage: Eukaryota; Viridiplantae; Streptophyta; Magnoliopsida; Malpighiales; Linaceae
Source: the annotation of a GenBank genome assembly
UUGCAGAUUAAUCAAUACCAGUACAUACAAAUUAUUGUCAUUACAUGAUAAUCAAUACCAAUGCGACAAAAAUAAUACCAAUGCAACAAAAUCAAUGCCAAUUCAACAAAAACAAUACCAUUGAGGCCAGAGGAUCGGAGAUAAAAGGAUGGCCAGCAUCGCCGAUUGUUUUGACGACCUCCGCGGUCCAGAUCGCUUGUCCAUCGACUCCUUACUGUUGCCGAGGAGAGAGAGAGAGAGAGAGAGAGAGAGAGAGAGAGAGAGAGAGAGAGAGAGAGAGGAGGAGGAGGAGGAAGGAGGGAGGGUCGGUGGAAGAGGUGGGGUGGUUGGGGGAGAUAGGGAGGGACGGCGGGGGGAGGGGUAGGAGGGGUGGUGUGGGGACGGCAGGGGGAGGGGAGAAGGCGGGAGGCUGGGGAGAAGAAGAGCUGUCGCCGGGUGGGAGAGAGAAGAGGGAGGAGGCAGCUACAGUUUCUUGUCCGGAGAAGAAGGGCCGCCGGCAGGCAGAAGGGAGGAGAGGGAGGAGGCGGUUGCAUUAGGGUUUGCGGUACAAUAUAUAAAAAUAAUUUUGUAAAGAAUAGUAAUCAGGUGUGGUAUUAUUUUCGUUUCCAAAAUUAUCCUUCAUAUAAUCUUCAUUGUCAACUUAAAAAUAGGAUGAAAUAGAUAUAAUUAAGGGUGUAGAUGUUAGUAGCCACUGUGGUUACUCAAAAUUUAGUAACCACUCUAACGCAUUCCUGGCCAUUGCCGCUAAAUAAUGGUAAGGGAGAAACAGAUCAGACAACAGAACCCACGUGGCCAUUGCGUCCGCAUCUCUAGGUUCUACCUGUGUUCACAAUUAAUAAGUAUUAUUUGACGAACGAAUAAUGGACAAAAUUUGCA